AAGAACAUGCUGCUGGCAGAGGAUCUUCUUCAUUCCUCUCCAGAAGAGGAGAAGAGGAAACACAAGAAGAAGCACCUGGUGCAGAGUCUCAAAUCCUAUUUCAUGGAGGUGAAAUGCCUAGGAUGCUAUAAAAUCACCACCAUCUUUAGCCGUGCACAAACAGUUCCGUGUGUUGGCGGCUGCACUGUUCUCUGCCAGCCUAGAGAAGGAAAAGCAAGGCUUACAGAAGGGUGCUCCUUUAGAUGGAAGCAGUGCUAA
This is a messenger RNA of Manis javanica (Malayan pangolin), 258 nucleotides long. Lineage: Eukaryota; Metazoa; Chordata; Mammalia; Pholidota; Manidae. The record is from RefSeq and is a predicted model, not a curated record.